ACUGAAAGGAUGCCAAGGCCUCUUCUCUCUUCCUCUGGGACAAGAAGGCCAUCAUCCUCUGAUGACUCCCUCAGACUGAGCCAGCUUUAUCCUUAUCCACUGGCCAAAAGUGGUCCCCAACUCCUGUGAUUGUCCAGAGUGUCACACUCAUGGAAGCUGAUCCCCAGAAUCCUUUGUGCUCACCCCACCCUUCACAGGCACUCCAAGCCCUAGCUCUCUGCCCCCUCCCCCCAUGGAUUUUGCUCAGCACUCUGAGUGGCUCCAACCACCCUUCAGGCUGUCCUUGGUGUUUUCCCACCUUUGGUGGGUUAGCAAACCUGCAGUUUUACCUUCAGAAUGUUGCCCGCUGCUUCCUCCUUCCUCAGCCCUGUUCAACUGGCCACUUUGGUCCCCCACCUGGAUAGUCACAAAAGACUCCUCGUCUCUGCUCCCUGAGAACAUCUGAAUUGGGGUGUGGCCCUCCCCGCCCAGGGUCCUCCGUGGCUCUAUCAGUGUAAAGGACAAGAGUGCCAUGUCUUUUUCUUCUGUGGGAUUCACUGCCGUCCUUCACUCUUCUACACAACGUUAUCUGCAAAUGUUGACUGUCCAGCUUCUUAAAUGUCAGUUCCAGCAGGCCUGGGACAUUGGCCAAUUUAUUCACUGCUGUAGAUCCAGCUCUGUGGAGAAAGUUGGCAUACACAGAGAGGUCCCAGGUCCGGACUCCCCACCAUGCUGUGCCGGGUACCCACUUCCACAGCGCUGCUGCUGCCACUGCUCCCGCUGUUGGCCCUGCUGCUGGAGGCCGCCUCCUCUGCUCCCCUGGCGCCCAGACCCUCCAAGGAGAAGGUGAGAGAGGAAACCUUCUUUGCCCUCCCUGUCCCGUUGGGUCCCCUCUGCCCAACUUCUCCAGGAUCCCCUCUUUCCUUUGAUCUGGUAGUCACUGUUUUCCCAACUCCCUUGCCCUUGGCCUCCCUGACCUUUCUUCCUUGCCCCCAGUUAACCCGCUGUCUAGCAGAGGUGGUCAUGGAGGUGCUGACACUGGGCCAGGCCCAGAGAGGCCCCUGCACAGUUCUGCUCCACAAAGAGAUAUUUGAGACAGAGCCCCGUGGCUGUGUGUUCCUUGAGGAAAAGAGGUUGCUGGGUGGGGAGUUCAACAAGCAGGAAGCUGGAGAGAUGAGGUCCAGCCAGGAGAUAAGGGACAAGGAAGAGGAGGCAGCAGAGAGGACCCACGAGUCUGAGGUGCGGGAACAGGCCAUCCACACACAGCUCCACAGCCGGCUCCGUCAGGAGGAGAAGGAGGAGGAAGAGAAGAGCCAGCCAAGGAAGACUUUUGAGCAUAUGUGGGAGCAGCAAUUAGAGAGCACCAGAGGCCCCAAGAAGCGGGUGGCUGAGAAGGCCAGCGAUGAGGAGAUGGCCCAGUUUCAGGCAGAGGAGAAGGGCAUGCAGCUGCUGGGCGGAGGCCGCCAUCUGUGGCAGGGGGCUGAGAUGGCCGGGGCAGAAAGGCAUGAAGGGCCCUCAAGUCACCACCAUCAGGAGCAGCCAGGCACCAAGGCCAAGCAGGAGGAAGAGGCAGAGGAGGAAGAGGCAUCAGAGCACGAGGAAGACGAUGUGGACCGGCUAGAACGCAUGAAGGAGCAGCUAAAGAAGGCCACUGCUAUGCUGGGAGAGGCACGUGGGCGGGAAGGCUGACUCCUCGCCACUCUCCUCCCUUUCCAUACUCCCUCCGGCUCAGACAGCUGACCUCAGAGCCCCCAGUCCACCUGGGAAGGACUGGUGUGCAAGGUUGUGCCUGAGAGAAGUCUGACUCAGCCCCCACCCCCACCCUCCCAUCCCUCUGAGUGAA
Messenger RNA from Onychomys torridus (southern grasshopper mouse), 1822 nucleotides. RefSeq names its product coiled-coil glutamate rich protein 2 (gene Ccer2). The transcript is spliced from 5 exons. NCBI's taxonomy places the organism in Eukaryota, Metazoa, Chordata, Mammalia, Rodentia, Cricetidae. The coding region runs from base 709 to 1668 and encodes 319 amino acids. The record is from RefSeq and is a predicted model, not a curated record.